AUUUCUUUAAUUUUUUGUUCGCUAUUUCUUCUCGGAGCUUGAAAAAGUCCCCAGUCAUGCUUUGAAAAUUGACAACUGAUUGGCGGCAUGUUCGCGCGAAGGGUAUUGAGGAUACGCCCUCAAAUAUCGAGAUGUGUGCUUCGAACACAAACAACCAUCGGGUCACCCUUGCAUAAACACCUCUUGAUCCGAACCUGUUCGUCCCACGCAACUUCGGGUCUCCCACCAAAACCCCCCGCAGAUCACCGACAACUCGGCCUCCAACAAGAGCUAUUUACGACCUCGAUAUAUAGCCCCGGAUCGCCGAUACUGCUGCCUAAUGGUGCGCGAAUAUUCAAUCGUCUUGUAGAGUUUCUACGAAAGCAAUAUGUACGAUAUGGUUUCGACGAGGUCAUCACCCCCACCAUAUAUAAAAAGGCACUAUGGAGGAAAUCGGGCCAUUUAGAAAAUUACAGUGAUGACAUGUAUACGGUGACAAGUACAUCGCCCUCACGUAGCGAUAGUACGAAGGCUGGUGACGAAGAGGACGAAUAUGGCCUUAAGCCCAUGAACUGCCCAGGUCAUUGCCUGAUCUUUGCAUCCCAACGACGAAGCUACCGACAGUUGCCUAUCCGAUAUGCCGACUUCUCCCCCCUCCACCGGAACGAGAUAUCCGGAGCUCUCAGUGGCUUAACCCGAGUACGACGUUUCCACCAAGAUGACGGUCACAUAUUUUGCCGGCCGAUACAAAUCGAGGAGGAGAUCAAGAAGACACUUGACUUCGUGCGUGUCGUCUACUCUACCUUCAAGCUAGGACCUUACCGAUUAGCCCUCUCGACGCGCCCGGCCGAUCAUUACAUUGGAACUGCUGAAGAGUGGGAGAGGGCUGAGAAUGCUCUUAAGAGAGCGUUAGAUGCAUCCGGUCAAGAGUGGACUAUAAACGAAGGCGAUGGUGCAUUCUACGGACCCAAAAUCGAUAUCGUAUUAAGAGAUUCAGAUGGCAAGGAGCACCAAACUGCUACGAUACAGUUAGAUUUCCAGCUACCGAAACGAUUCGACUUAGGCUACCUAGCACCAGCACCUGAAUUCGAACGAAGGGGCGAAAUUACUACAGAUGCCGAAAAGCUAGCUGAGUUUGGGCUUGUAACCCCCGUCCUGAUCCACAGAGCUGUGUUGGGUUCGGUGGAAAGACUGAUGGCCUUACUUAUUGAACAUUACGAUGGCAAGUGGCCAUUUUGGUUGAAUCCAAGGCAGGUAAUGAUAGUUACCGUUAAUGAUAGUGAACCAGUAGUGAGAUUAGCUAGGUUAGCCCAAGAUAUUCUUAUGGGUAGAGAUGGGUCAACCGAAGGCCCAGUCGUAAACCCCUCUCAACUUAUAGUAGAUAUUGACGAUAGCCAGAGGAGCCUACCGCUCAAAGCAAGAGAGGCUAAAUCAAAGGGCUAUGGCGUAAUCGUCACCGUGGGUCCAAAACAGGUACCAAACGGUACAGUUACGAUUGGCAUGUCGGGAUUGGGGAAUGACGGGAGUGGGACCAAGCAAGAUAUGUUACCGAAAGAUCUAUUUGCACUCCUGAAAAAUAAGGCCGACUCCUACCAAUAAUGGGGGCAUGUUCUCCAUAGCCAUACCCAAUUGAACCUAAUCCAUAACGAAAACAC
This is a messenger RNA of Hypoxylon trugodes, 1634 nucleotides long. Its product is annotated as class II aaRS and biotin synthetase. Gene Ontology annotation, cellular component: cytoplasm. Bases 88 to 1578 code for a protein of 496 amino acids. Lineage: Eukaryota; Fungi; Ascomycota; Sordariomycetes; Xylariales; Hypoxylaceae. The record is from RefSeq and is a predicted model, not a curated record. Gene Ontology annotation, biological process: threonyl-tRNA aminoacylation. The transcript has a single exon. Gene Ontology annotation, molecular function: threonine-tRNA ligase activity; ATP binding.